CGCAGAACAUGAGCUCCAACCCCGCUGAGCGGAUGCCACACGCCGCCCAUGCGUUCAACACGCUAACACUCAGAGAACCUGCCGCUUUUUAGGCACAAACUCACAUUCAAUACACUAGAUUUGUUUCCGUUUUGCCCCUUUUUGUGUGUUUUUUGGAUGCGCUAUGAAGGAACGUUGGAGGAGUUGUGGCGCGGGGCUGGUGGUGGCGUGGACGUGGGUUUGGAGUGUGGCGUGGUGCAUCCCCGCUAACGAAGUUAACUUGCUGGAUUCCCGCUCUGUGAUGGGAGACCUUGGAUGGGUGGCAUACCCAAAAAAUGGGUGGGAGGAAAUCGGGGAAGUGGAUGAAGACUAUGCCCCCAUCCACACUUACCAAGUGUGUCGGGUCAUGGAGCAGAACCAGAACAACUGGCUUCACACCAACUGGAUAUUGACAGAGGGAGCCCAGCGAGUCUACAUAGAGCUGAAGUUCACCCUGAGAGACUGCAACAGCCUCCCCGGGGGCGUGGGUACCUGUAAGGAGACCUUUAACAUGUACUACUACGAGACAGACGGGGAUGAAAUGGAAGAUGGAGAGAUGAGAGACGGAGAGGGGAUCACGGUGGAGGAAGACAGAGCGAUGAAGGAAAGCCGCUACAUCAAAAUCGACACCAUAGCAGCCGACGAGAGCUUCACCGAGCUCGACCUCGGGGAUCGGGUUAUGAAGCUCAACACGGAAGUCCGUGAUUUAGGCCCUUUGACUCGGAAGGGCUUCUACUUGGCUUUUCAGGAUUUGGGAGCCUGCAUCGCUUUGGUGUCGGUGCGGGUUUUCUACAAACGCUGUCCUUUUCUUGUGAAAAGCCUGGCCGAGUUCUCCGACACUAUCCCGGGAUCGGAGGCCUCGCAGCUGGUGGAGGUGGUGGGUCGCUGUGUCAACAACUCGCUGCCUUUAUACGAGCCUCCCAGGAUGCAUUGCAGCACCGAAGGAGAAUGGCUGGUGCCCAUCGGGAAGUGUGUGUGCCAGCAAGGAUUUGAGGAAAUUGGUGGAUCCUGUCAAGCGUGCAAAGCGGGGUUUUACCGCUCGCUGCUGGAGUCUUUGGCCUGCAGUAAAUGUCCACCCCACAGUGUGGCCCGGCACACUGGAGCUACUUCAUGCAGCUGUGAAGAAGGAUACUACAAGAUUGACUCGGAUCCUCCCAAUAUGGCCUGCACAAGACCCCCUUCUGCUCCUCGGAACGCAAUCUCCAACGUCAACGAGACCAGCGUCUUUCUGGAGUGGUCCGUUCCCAUGGAGACGGGUGGCAGGAAGGAUGUCGGCUACAACGUCCUGUGUAGACAAGUCUUGCCCGACGGGAGGGGCUUGGAAGAGUGCGGCCCCAAUGUCCGCUUUCUGCCGCGCCAUGUGGGCUUGUCCAACACCUCAGUGAUGGUGGCCGACCUGCAGUCCCACACAAACUACAGCUUCCUGCUGGAGGCCGUUAACGGCGUGUCGGAGCUGGCCAAAGAUCGCACUAAGCAGUACGUGUCACUCAACGUGACCACCAAUCAGGCUGCACCUUCCCCAGUGAGUGUGGUGAGAAAAGGUCAUGCCGGGAAGAGCAGCAUCGCUCUUUCCUGGGCAGAACCGGACCGGCCGAACGGCAUCAUCCUGGAAUAUGAGAUCAAGUACUUUGAGAAGGAGCAGGACUCCAGUUACACGAUUAUCAAAUCCAGGGAGACGGAGAUGGUGGUGGAAAGCCUGAAGCCCUCUUCGGUCUACAUCUUUCAGGUCCGAGCCAGGACUUCUGCAGGCUACGGUGCUUUCAGCAGACGUUUUGAAUUCCAGACCAGCCCUUACUUGACAGCUACCAGCGAGCGUGCCCAAGCUUCCAUUGUAGCUGUGGCCAUCACGCUGGCGCUGGUCCUACUGGCAGUGGUGGCUGGAUUUCUACUCAGCGGACGGCGCUGUGGUUACAGUAAAGCUAAGCAAGAUCCCGAAGAGGAGAAAAUGCAUUUCCAUAACGGCCACAUCAAGUUCCCUGGAGUUCGCACCUACAUUGACCCCCUCACCUACGAGGACCCUAACCAGGCUGUGCAUGAGUUUACCCAAGAGAUUGACGUGUCAUUCAUCUCCAUUGAAAGGAUCAUUGGAGCAGGGGAGUUUGGCGAAGUAUGCAGCGGCCCGCUAAGAUUGCCGGGGAAAAGAGAGAUGCAGGUCGCCAUCAAGACAUUGAAAGCGGGCUACACCGAGCAUCAGAGACGGGACUUCCUGUGGGAGGCGUCCAUCAUGGGCCAGUUUAACCAUCCUAACAUCAUCCGCCUGGAGGGUGUGGUUACCAAGAGCAAGCCGGUGAUGAUCAUCACUGAAUAUAUGGAGAAUGGAUCACUGGAUACGUUCCUGAAGAAAAACGAUGGCCAGUUCACCGUGAUCCAGCUGGUCGGAAUGCUGCGUGGCAUCGCAUCUGGCAUGAGGUACUUGUCCGACAUGGGUUAUGUCCACCGCGAUCUGGCAGCUCGCAACAUCCUGGUCAACAGUAACCUUGUGUGCAAAGUGUCUGAUUUCGGCCUGUCCCGUGUCUUAGAGGACGACCCCGAGGCAGCGUACACCACCCGGGGCGGCAAAAUUCCGAUUCGCUGGACAGCGCCAGAGGCCAUCGCAUACAGGAAGUUCACCUCAGCCAGCGACGUGUGGAGUUACGGCAUUGUCAUGUGGGAAGUGAUGUCGUACGGAGAGAGGCCCUACUGGGAGAUGUCCAAUCAAGAUGUCAUAAAAGCGGUAGAAGAAAGCUAUAGGUUACCAGGUCCCAUGGAUUGCCCCGAGGCCCUGUACCACCUCAUGAUGGACUGUUGGCAGCGUGAACGCAGCAACCGACCCAAGUUUGAUGAGAUCGUCUGUCUAUUAGACAAACUCAUCCGCAACCCCUGCUCGCUGAAAAAACUGGUCAACUCCUCGCACAGGGUGUCCAACCUGUUGGUGGAGCAUGCCAGCUUAGACGGGGACUGCAACAUGUGGAGCAAAACUGUGGGAGAAUGGCUGGAUUCCAUCAAGAUGGGCCGCUAUACCGAACUCUUCAUGGAGGGAGGGUACUCGUCACUGGAAACAGUCACCCAGAUGACCUCGGAGGACUUGCGGAGAGUUGGGGUGAACCUAGCAGGACAUCAAAAAAAAAUCAUCACUAGUAUUCAGGAGAUGAGAGUCCAUAUGAACAGCUCCAAUACCAGUGUGAACAUCUGAUGCACAUCCGACGCACAAUACAUGUGGACCUAGUUUGAGUUGAAAAGUUGGACCUAGGGCGGCUUAGCACUUUCUAAUGACAAGGAGACAGUUUUUAUGGACCAGCGAGCUGAUUUUUUUUUUUUUUGUGGUGUCACAGACCAAACAGGAGGAACUGAUUGGUUGUACAAUGAAGGGAAUGCGGUGGACUCAACGUUUGAUUCUGACUCUCGCAGACUUUGAGAGCAACCAGCACUUUUUGGCUAAGUCACAAAUAAGUCAGGCCUGUCUCAGGUUACCUUGAGUCCAGCGGUUCUGUAUGGUAAUUGGAUCUGGAAGCACGGUCGUGUUGGGAGUCUCGGAAGUGAUCACCAGCCGGGGUAUCGACGGACCAUCAUCUGCCAUGUUGAUGUGUGUUUCGGGGGUCUGAACUGGCUGUCAAACUCGUGUCCGAUCCCGAGCCUCAUCCUAUCACAUUUCCAUAAUUUCCUUUCAAUGAAUGGCGAGUGAAAGCUGAGAUGCAUCAAAGGUGCUCCGGCUAUGGACCUGUCUCGUUUCUGGAUGAAUGUAUAGGAGGUUUAAGCACUCUUUCUUCACACUAAGGUUCUUCUAAAGUUUGCUCGCGGAUUGCAUGACCACGUGAGCUCGCUUAAUGUCGUCUUUUCUCCAAGGAGGCGGGGAGAGAAAAUGUGUCCACGCCCCUCAUUCAGAUCAGCCACACUGCUUCAUCAGGAUUAGUUGAGGAUUCUUCUAGAACCCAGUGGAACAUUCAAGCACUGGUGAAGAAUUUGAGUUAUUGGUUGACCUUCUCACGGAUCCUUCUCUUCUACCAGGAUUCAGGUACAGAAAACUCAGCAAUCUCUUCAGUUCAUGCAACCGAAUCUCCUCGGACACACCUCACUCCAACUGGAACCGCUGGCAAACGGAGGCAAUAUUAAAGAAAUGGAUAAUCACUUAUUUAUUAUUUCUUGAUAUUUAUGGGGAAAAAUGCAAAAAAUGUUUUGUGCUUUAUCUGUGAAGCUCCGCCUAUAUGUGUAUUUCAUGUAUAUAAUGUAUUAUAGAUAUUUAAAGCAGGGAGCAUUGUUCUUCUGUCUACCAUCAUGUGGACACGUUGGUAUUGAUCAAGCAUCUCAGAGUAGAAGAGUUUUUAUAUCUUAGUUAACCCUGGCAACAUUCAUGAAAGAGCGAGCCACUUAAAGUUCAUAUUUUGCCAGUCGGAAUUCAUUUGCAAAAGUCUAGUGAUAUUUCAAUACAUAUUUUAUGAAGUCAUAUUUAAAGCCUGAAAGAAAUAGGAACCUUUUGUGUGGAUGACAAAGUCCAUAUACUUUGUUGAUGACUUGCUUUUUUUUGUUCUUAUUAUUGCUCAUACACUGUUGUUUGCUUGGGAGCAAGGAGUACUGGGGCCACACUAAUACGUGUAUGCAGUCGUCCUUUACUAUGAUGCAGUUUUUCAGAAAUCAAUUCAUUACAUUUUUUUAUGGUAGACUGUGGUCUAUGAUUAGUUAAAACCUAUUGAAAUGAAAGUCGUGUAUUCAUUCACUCAUUCAUUUAUUCAUUCAUUCACCUCCCGCUUAUCCUCACGAGGGUCGCUGGGGGUGCUGGAGCCUAUCCCAGCUGUCUUUGGGCGAGAGGCGGGGUACACCCUGGACUGGUCGCCAGCCAAUCACAGGGCACAUAUAGACAAACAACCAUUCACACUCACAUUCAUACCUAUGGACAAUUUGGAGUCAUCAAUUAACCUAGCAUGUUUUUGGAAUGUGGGAGGAAACCGGAGUACCCGGAGAAAACCCACGCAUGCAUGGGGAGAACAUGCAAACUCCACACAGAGAUGGCCGAGGGUGGGAUUGAACUCUGGUCUCCUAGCUGUGAGGCCUACGUGCUAACCACUCGUCAGUCGUGCAGCCCCAAGUCGUGUAUUAUUCUGGUCAAAAAAAAAAUUCUCACAUUCUGUUUGGAAGUGGUAAUUUUUUGAUUUCUUACUCCUUCCCCACUCUGUUUGAAACUCUUUUUAAGUUCAUUCAUUCAUUCAUUUUCUGCCGCUUUUUCCUCACGAGGGUCGUGGGGGUGCUGGAGCCUAUCCCAGCUGUCUUUGGGCGAGAGGCGGGGUACACCCUGGACUGGUGGCCAGCCAAUCACAGGGCACAUAUAGACAAACAACCAUUCACACUCACAUUCAUACCUAUGGACAAUUUGGAGUGGCCAAUUAACCUAGCAUGUUUUUGGAAUGUGGGAGGAAACCGGAGUACCCGGAGAAAACCCACGCAUGCACGGGGAGAACAUGCAAACUCCACACAGAGAUGGGCGAGGGUGGAAUUGAACCCUGGUCUCCUAGCUGUGAGGUCUGCGCGCUAAACACCCCAUCGCCGUGCCGCCUCUUUUUAAGUUUACAGGAAAAAUUAGAGGCAAAAUUUUGCAUAAUAGUUGUGCAAUCUGAUAUAAAGGAUGAAAAAUAGGAGUAUAAAAUUGACUAUAGGCGUGUUAUUUUAUAUCUACAGGGCAUUUUAUGUCUAUUUAUCCCCGUAAUAUAUUUCAGUUUUGUCAUUUGUCCUCAUUCCAGCUUCUUAUAAUUCCAUGACUUUGUCGUCCUUGGAUUAUCGCUUUUUCUUCACAGUGUGGCCCGACUGCUCCUUCAUAGCUCCUUCAUAGCUUGUGCUGUGGUGUGCAUGUGGUGGAAAAAAGGUUGGGCGUUGUAAAGCUACUUUUCUAAGAGACGGGAUAGGAGCGAUAUUCACUGGACUGUUUGAUAAGCACACAAGAAGAAUGUAUGAUUUUUUAAGGGGUGUUUCACGUUUUAGGGACCAGGUUAAGACUGAAAUAAGGACCCCGAUGAGGCCUCUAUGGUGGUUGGAAGCGGUUAUGGUGUUAAAACUUGUGAAUUAUGUCCCUAUUCUGCUAGAUAUCAUAUUAAUGGCCAACAGUUUUCAGUUUGCAGGAGUAAAGUAUAACUGGAUCCAGCUCAGUGGGAGGUAACAGCCAUAUAGAAUAUUACUUGUACAGUUUAUAGGACAUGUACAGUAAAGUCAUUGAGCUGGCUGUGUUUGAUUUGUAGCCUAGUAUUUGUUAAAUUCCUUAAUCACACUAUAAUUACUUCAAAACAUUUCCACUACACGCAACCGUAGUAUUAUUCCCCCUGAUUGGGAAAGCUGUUCCUCGGGCAUGAACAACUGGAAAAUUCUACACUCUUACAAGUGCCUCGUAUGUUUUGGGUUUUUUUUUAGCACCACUGCCCCCGCCCCCCAAUGGUGCCCCGUGUUUUAUUGAUGUACCUUUUUGCCGAGGUUAUAUCUGCAGGCAAUAGGAAGAAUGUCAGACAAUGUAUGUUGGAACUAAUUUUAUUUGCACUUUAUGAUCAUCUGUUGCCCUGCUCUUUUUGUUUUGAUUCGCCGACAGAAAGGCGGUGCUAAAUUGGGUUUGCAAUGUCUGUUUUGGACACAUGAGCACAAAGCUUUGGUAAUACACUACCGCUCAAAGGUUUGGGACGACUUGGACAUUUUUAGUACAGCUUCCAGGUGACGACCUGUGAGGCGUCUUUGUCUUAAACUACACACUCUCAGAUAUUUGUCUUCUUGCACAGUUGUGCAUCGUUUUUCUGUCCUUGUUAGACCCAGUUUGUGCUGCUCUCUGAAGGGAGUAGUUAACAGCAUGGUAAGAGAUUUUUUUAGAUGGGUUUUCUAAUAAUCUAUUAGCCUCAUAAAAUGAUGAACUUGGAUUAGCAGCCAUACCAGGAGAUUGAUGCAGAGGACUGACAGUUGUUGAUAGCAGGCCUCUAUGCAAAAAUGUCAAUCAUUCUUUGAAAAUCAUCUGAUACAUUUGAAUUGUUUGUAAAAUUGAUAAAAAUUUUGUGAAAUUGAAUUUUUUUUUGGUGAAAUCCAAGAAAAUGUGUGUUUUCUUUGGAAAACAAAGAAGUGAUCCCAAACUUUUGAGCAAUAGUGUACUAUAUUUUAAGCAAUUCAAUUCAAGGAUGUAGACCACUGUUUUCAGAUGUAUGGCACAAUUUUUGGGUGUGCGUAGACCCCAAACAGUCUAAUAACAACCAUGUUGGUGGGACAGCAUUUUCACUGGAAAUGUACCGACUUCAAAAAAGAAGAUGUAGGUAUUGUUAUUCCGUUACAAUCAAUAAUAAACAUAAAGUUUCAUUUCUGGUUAUCCACAGCAUGUCAGCAAGUCCCAGGCACGGCACACCUACCCUACUUUGGUGAGCUGGGAAACGUCAUGGAAUGACGCGAUCGCUCCUCGCUAGUUGUUUCAACUGAUAGAACAACUCAAAAUAAUCAGUCAAAAUACACACAACACGCUCGCUCACAUUAAACUACACAUAUUUGGGUAUAAAAAACAGCAGGUCAUUUAAUUCAUGCAAUCGCUCCUCUCGCAAGUACUUAUUAACCGCCGCGCAAAUAAAUCAUCAAAAUGCGGAUUAAGACUGAAAAUAAUCCACAAAGUCAAGUCAAUUCUAGUAAUACUGCAAUGUAGAAGUGAUGGGACAAGUGUACGCCUGAGUCCAGGGGUGGGCAAACUAUGGCCCGGGGGCCACAUGCGGCCCACCUAGUUUUUGAAUCCGGCCCGUCUGUUGCUUUCUGAGUAUUUCAACUUUUAACAUCCAAACUGGCAACUUGCAAGUCGGAUUCUUAUUUAGUAAAAAAAAAAAAAAAAAAAAA
Doryrhamphus excisus (bluestripe pipefish) is the source of this 7824-nucleotide messenger RNA. The record is from RefSeq and is a predicted model, not a curated record. NCBI's taxonomy places the organism in Eukaryota, Metazoa, Chordata, Actinopteri, Syngnathiformes, Syngnathidae.